Blastomyces dermatitidis ER-3 is the source of this 2108-nucleotide messenger RNA. RefSeq names its product palmitoyltransferase pfa5. NCBI's taxonomy places the organism in Eukaryota, Fungi, Ascomycota, Eurotiomycetes, Onygenales, Ajellomycetaceae. Gene Ontology annotation, biological process: peptidyl-L-cysteine S-palmitoylation; protein targeting to membrane. The coding region runs from base 175 to 1626 and encodes 483 amino acids. The record is from RefSeq and is a predicted model, not a curated record. Gene Ontology annotation, cellular component: endoplasmic reticulum; Golgi apparatus. The transcript has 5 exons. Gene Ontology annotation, molecular function: protein-cysteine S-palmitoyltransferase activity.
UUAAGAAUUGGGUGGCUUCGAAUUAUGAUUCUCGAACACCACCAACACCACUAACUAUUGCUCAUUUGCUCUUUAACCAUAUUUUGGCUGCUUCAACCCUAUAUGCUACAGCUUUAACUACAGUUUAUAGGCCAUUCUCUUGACGGAGUUAUCCUUUUUAGGCCGCUUCAUCUCAUGGGCUGUGAUCAGAAAGCUGCAAAUCUCGCAGUUUCUCGCGUGGUCCCAGUGUUUCUUGGUCUCAUCAUUAUAUAUACUAGCUGGACGUUUACAAAGUCAUUAUGUAUCGAUUAUCUGUUAGACCCCACUACGUCAUCACGAAGAAAGGGAACGGCAAUUGGAUUAUUGGUUGCUUUCUAUAUCCUGCUGAUAGUACUUCUUGUGUCAUACCUACGAUUACUAGUUACCCUUAUAUGGAAUCCUGACUACAUACCUCGAGGACCGCAAUACAUCGAGUCUCAGGUGGAAACGGAGGCAAACAAAAGGAUGAGCAAAUAUCGAGGACGAAGGAGGCCAACUUCAGACAAAAGCAACGGCGAUGAUGAAUGGCAUGGCCUUGGGACAAUAUUUAGAAGACCCGCCGAAAAAAGCUCUUACCCUGUCGAUGCUUCUGGACUUGAAGCCUUCUACUUGAAGGACGUAUUUGUCUGCAAGGAAGAUGGUAGACCAGCGUGGUGCUCUACUUGCUACCAAUUUAAAUCCGACAGGGCUCAUCAUUGCCGGGAAGUAGGUCGAUGCAUAAGAAAAAUGGACCAUUUCUGCCCUUGGGUCGGUGGAGUGGUCAGCGAGACGUCCUUUAAAUUUUUUAUCCAGUUCCUUUUUUAUACGUUUCUUUUUACAGCAUUAAUUUUGGUUGUGUUUGCUAUAUUUGUAGCAGAACACCGCAAAGAGACUGGAAAAGUCAUUGUCCAUUGGGUUGUGGUUCUAGGAAUGAGCGCCCUGUUCUGCCUUUUCUCGUUGGGGAUGCUGGGAAGUUCCAUCCAACUCGCAUGCCUAAACUCGUCUACCAUCGAAAAUCUUGAUCGACGCACGAAAGUGUGGACCCUUGCUAUUUUGAUCCCAACUUCGCUGAAAUUUAACAGAGACGGCACAGAAUCCCAAGCCGCUCCGCCAUUUCCUAUAGUUUCGUUCUCUUUGCCGUUUGGAACAUGCUCUCCUCUGCAAAACACAUCUGACGUAGGUGGUUCCAACCUGCUGCAACGAGACUUCGCUAUCCUACAUACAAAGCCAGGAGAGAACCCUUGGGACUUGGGCAGCCCGUUGGCAAACCUUAAAGAAGUUAUGGGAUAUUCUUUUCUAGACUGGUUUUCGCCAUUGAAAAAUUCUCCCUGCACUGACCAUAGCAGCCAAGAAAGUGCCUUCCGCCUGGGUCCUGUUGUUCAACGACUCAGGCGUGAAGCUGGUCUAGAAAGCUGCAACAGUGGCGGAGAUUUUACUUCUCAUGAUACAACGCAACGGAAUAGAGGUCGAGGAAAUAAUAGAAAACCCAGCAACAGUUCCAAAAUGCCCUAUUCACAAAAGCGACGAAAACGCGAGCAAAGAUCACGAGAUAUCCAAAAGCCACCAAACACCCACGGCAGGAACCACAGCCACGAGCCACAUCGAAGUGAUUCAUCUAGAAAUAAAUGAAUCUGCAAUCCUUCGUGCCAGCACCACAACAGCAUCAGAUUCUCAAUGCUGAUGCUUGCCACUACUAUUAAUACUUUAUUUUAAUUUUUUAAUACUCUACCUGUAAUUUGUCUUUCGGUUCUUUCAGCAACCGUUCCCUAUCCUUAUGAUUCUUCCCUUUCCGGGCAAAUUUACAUACAAAGUCGCCCUAUUGGUCCGGAUUUUCUACUAGUCCCGACUAAAACACCACCCCACACGUCACCCUUUUCGACACGGUGUGGAGCCUUCUUCUUAUCUCUUCUUUACACAACUCGAGUACACCCCUUCCUUUGAAAAUAGAUAUUUUAGUUCUGCACAUGCCUUAACUCUUAUAUUAAUAAAGAACAUCCGCCCAUUAUUAUGGCCACUCAGCUACCCAAUAUGAAGUAGACUAGUCGGUUUUGCGCCGUCCACACAAUAUUCCGGCGCUUAUCGGCCGCCUGGGACCAGUUGAACCAACCAAA